UAUGGUUGCUAAACUUAUCAACGGAACGGCAAUUGCGCAAGAAGUGCUGGAUGAAGUUGCGGAGAGAUUGAAGAAAACUAGAGCAGAAGUUCCUGGAUUUUCUGUUACCUUAGCUGUAGUACAGGUUGGAAAUCGUAGCGAUUCAACUGUCUACAUAAGUAAAAAGUUGGAGAAGGCAAAGCAGGUUGGAGUUCAAUCAGAGUUGUCAAAACUUGGAACUGACUGUGAUGAAUUUGAGUUGGAAAGUGUGAUUGAGCGAUUGAAUAAUGAUCCUCAUAUUGAUGGAAUAAUUGUUCAACUUCCAUUGGACACUGUGAACAAGAUUGACGUUGAAAAAAUCCUUGACAAAAUUCGACCUGAAAAAGAUGUUGAUGGUUUAACUCGAAUGAAUGUGGGGAAACUGGCGAGAGGAGAGUUGGAUUCUGCAAUUAUUCCUUGUACUCCUUUUGGAUGCCUUCGUUUAGUACAAAAGGCAACAGGUGAUGAAAAUUUUGUUCAAGGCAAACGUGUUGUUGUUUUGGGUCGUUCUAAAAUUGUUGGUGCUCCAGCUGCUGCUCUUUUUACAUGGUAUAAUGGAACGACAACUUUGUGUCAUUCGCGCACUCAAAAUAUUGCGCAAGUUUGCCGAGAAGCGGAUAUACUUAUUGUUGCAAUCGGACAAAAACAAAUGAUCAGGGGUGAUUGGAUAAAGCCUGGUGCUGUUGUUAUUGACUGUGGAAUAAAUGUGGAAGAAUUGAGCAAUGGGAAACGACGACUUUUUGGUGACGUUAAUUUUGAUGAAGCAAAAGAGGUUGCAGGUUAUAUAACUCCCGUUCCUGGAGGUGUUGGGCCUAUGACUGUUGCUAUGCUUAUUCGAAAUACAGUUGAACAGGCAAUUAUCACUAAAUUAAAGUUGGGUCAGACUUCUGACAAAUGGCCCCUUGCUCCAUUGGAAUUGCAUAUCAAAUCACCUGUUCCAUCAGACAUUUCAAUUUCACGUAUGCAAACUCCAAAGCCAAUUGACAGACUUGCAUUUGAAAUUGGUAUCCGUCAAGAAGAACUUGAAGCUUAUGGACAUACAAAGGCAAAAGUAUCUCUUGAAGUAUUGGAGCGUCUUGAAGGAUGUGCUGAAGGAAAAUAUGUUGUUGUUGCAGGAAUUAAUCCGACACCUUUGGGUGAGGGAAAAUCCACAACAACAAUUGGAUUAGCGCAAUGUUUAUCGGCGCAUUUGGGUAAAAAUACCUUUGCGUGCGUCCGCCAACCGUCACAGGGUCCCACGUUCGGAGUUAAAGGUGGAGCAGCUGGUGGAGGUUAUUCUCAAGUUAUCCCAAUGGAAGAAUUUAAUCUACACUUAACUGGCGAUAUUCAUGCUAUAAGUCAAAGACCUCUUUGUGAUGCUCAACGCCGUCGAUUAGUUCGUCUUGGGUUUCCUGAUGUUGAUGACGGUGAAUUGCUGAAUGCGGAACAGCGCCGAUCUUUUUCGCGUCUCAAUUUGGAUGUUGAGGGCGAUGCUAUUUUUUGGAAUCGUGUUGUAGAUUUAAACGAUCGUUUUUUGCGUCGCAUAGAAAUUGGGCAUGGACCGCAAGAGAAAGGACAUGUUCGGAGUUCCGAAUUUGCAAUUAGUGUCUCCUCUGAGCUUAUGGCUAUUCUUGCACUUUGUACAAGUUUUUCUGACUUACGCAACCGAAUUAGACAAAUUGUUGUUGGAAAUGAUCGUGAUGGAAAUUCAGUAACUGUUGAUGACCUUUGUGUUGCGGGAGCAGUUGCAAUACUAAUGAAGGAUACUGUGAAACCGAAUCUGAUGCAAACACUUGAAGGAACACCAGUUUUUGUUCAUGCAGGACCUUUUGCAAACAUUGCACACGGAAACUCAUCAAUUCUUGCGGAUCGUGUGGCUCUUAAGUUGGUUGGCUCUAAUGGAUUUGUGAUUACUGAAGCUGGCUUUGGUGCUGAUAUUGGAAUGGAAAAGUUCUUCAAUAUUAAGUGUCGUUCUUCUGGUUUACUGCCUAAUGCUGUAGUUAUUGUGGCUACCGUUCGAGCUCUAAAAAUGCAUGGGGGUGGUCCUGCUGUUGUUGCCGGAUCUCCGCUUCCUUUUGAAUAUUUGAAUCCAAAUGUUGAGCUUGUCAGAGCAGGUUGUUCUUCUAAUUUGCGUAAGCAAGUUGAAAAUGCGCAGCAUUUUGGUGUCCCUGUUGUUGUAUGCAUAAAUCGUUUUGGAUCCGAUUCUGAAGACGAAUUGGCUGUUGUUGUUGACGGCUGCAAAGAACAAUUUGGCGUUGAUGCCGUAGUUUCUGAACACUGGGCUAUGGGUGGAAAAGGUGCUAUAAAACUGGCAAAAGCACUUAUUAAUGCCUGUGAAAAACCUUCAAACUUUAAGUUUCUUUACUCAUUGGGCGAUCCGAUAGAACAAAAAAUGAGAAUAAUUGCACAGAAAAUCUACGGAGCAAAGGACAUUGAAAUGUCUCCAGAAGCACGUAAAAAGGCGGAACAAUUCUGUCAUCAAGGUUUUCUACAAUUUCCUGUUUGUAUGGCAAAAACACACUUGUCUCUUUCACAUGAUCCAACAAGAAAAGGAGCGCCAAAAGAUUUUAUUCUGCCGAUUCGAGAUGUUCGUCUCUCUGUAGGUGCCGGCUUCUUUAUUUGUAUUGCUGGUGAAAUCGUUCUCAUGCCUGGACUAGCGACGAGGCCUUGCUUUUUCGACAUGGACAUUGAUCCAAUGUAUGUUAUAUGUGUAUUUAAAUAA
Messenger RNA from Meloidogyne enterolobii, 2719 nucleotides. Lineage: Eukaryota; Metazoa; Nematoda; Chromadorea; Rhabditida; Meloidogynidae. The record is from the annotation of a GenBank genome assembly.